This is a messenger RNA of Telopea speciosissima, 1687 nucleotides long. RefSeq names its product spastin. The record is from RefSeq and is a predicted model, not a curated record. Gene Ontology annotation, cellular component: microtubule cytoskeleton. Lineage: Eukaryota; Viridiplantae; Streptophyta; Magnoliopsida; Proteales; Proteaceae. The transcript is spliced from 14 exons. Gene Ontology annotation, molecular function: ATP hydrolysis activity; ATP binding. Bases 139 to 1599 code for a protein of 486 amino acids.
AGACCUUUACUGCUUUUCCAUGGUGGAUUCGAUCGUUUAGGAGUUUUUUCAUACGAAAAAUCGCAAAUCAGAAAUCAUAGUAGAGCAGGAGUUCAUUCCAUAAUGAACUUAAUUCAACACCAGUAGCACAGUUCCUAUAUGAGUUUUUUGAAAGGACUCGUUGAUUCUCUUGGGGGUAUCUUCUCUGGUCUGAGCCCUGCUGAUGAACCAACAUACCCUGCCAAGGAUCGCAAUAGGACCAUGGAAGGCGGUUCUGAGCCUUCCGUUUCAAACGAAAGGAUAGCUUAUAAACUGAAAGGUUACUUCGAUUUGGCCAAGGAGGAGAUCGCCAAGGCCGUUCGGGCCGAAGAGUGGGGUUUGGUAGACGAUGCCAUUCUUCACUACAAGAAUGCCCAACGAAUUUUACUAGAAGCCAGUUCCACCAGGGCACCUUCCUAUAUAUCUUCCAGUGAACAAGAGAAGGUGAAGUCUUACCAUCAAAAGAUAUCGAAAUGGCAGGGGCAAGUUUCUGACAGACUACAAGUUUUAGAUCGGCGGGCGGUUAGCAUGGCAACGAACAAGGCUACUUCGCUGCCAACUGGUUCAUCAACUGCAUCCAGUACUAGGAAAGAUGUAUUAAAAAAACCUUCCUUCUCCAGUAGAAACAAUUCAGUAAUGAAGAACCAGACAAAUAAUGUUGGAAGCUCAAAACCCAUUCAAGAACUUGGCGGUGCCUAUGAUGCAAAACUGGUUCAAAUGAUAAAUACUGCGAUAGUGGAUAGAAGUCCUUCUGUUAAAUGGGAAGACAUCGCUGGUCUUGAGAAGGCAAAGCAAACUUUGAUGGAAAUGGUUAUCUUACCAACUAAGAGAAGAGACCUGUUCACUGGUCUACGCAAGCCAGCUAGAGGGCUUCUUCUCUUUGGUCCACCUGGUAACGGGAAGACCAUGCUUGCUAAAGCUGUUGCUUCAGAGUCAGAGGCAACAUUUUUUAGUGUUUCUGCCUCCUCUCUUACAUCAAAGUGGGUGGGAGAGGCAGAAAAGCUUGUCAGCACUCUUUUUAUGGUUGCUACUUCAAGGCAGCCAUCCGUAAUUUUUAUUGAUGAAAUUGAUAGUAUCAUGUCGACAAGGUUGGCUAAUGAGGGUGACUGGAGCAGACGGUUGAAGUCAGAAUUCUUAGUCCAGUUUGAUGGGGUUACCUCUAAUCCUGAUGAUUUAGUAAUUGUCAUUGGUGCAACUAAUAAGCCACAAGAAUUGGAUGAUGCAGUUCUACGGAGAUUGGUAAAGAGAAUAUAUAUACCUCUACCAGAUGAAAAUGUUAGGAGACUUCUUCUCAAAAAUAUACUCAAAGGUCGAGAUUUUUCUUUACCAGGCGGAGAUUUGGAAAGGCUUGUAAAGGAGACAGAAGGAUAUUCUGGAAGUGAUCUACGAGCAUUGUGUGAAGAAGCUGCAAUGAUGCCUAUUAGAGAACUUGGUCCAAGCAUUCUCACUGUCAAGGCAAAUCAGGUGCGUCCGUUGAGGUACAGUGAUUUUCAGAAAGCAAUGACAGUCAUUAGACCCAGCCUACAGAAAAGCAAGUGGGAAGAUCUCCAACAAUGGAAUCGAGAGUUUGGUUCUAAUUAAAUGUCUGAUAUGACUGAAAUUGUGGUUCAAAAAUAAAAUUAUUUCAAUCCAAAGAUUGGUAUUUAUAAAAGUGUAGUAUAACCAUCAA